This is a messenger RNA of Helicoverpa armigera (cotton bollworm), 2393 nucleotides long. RefSeq lists its product as uncharacterized. Lineage: Eukaryota; Metazoa; Arthropoda; Insecta; Lepidoptera; Noctuidae. The transcript is spliced from 4 exons. The record is from RefSeq and is a predicted model, not a curated record. Bases 129 to 692 code for a protein of 187 amino acids. Gene Ontology annotation, biological process: maturation of SSU-rRNA from tricistronic rRNA transcript (SSU-rRNA, 5.8S rRNA, LSU-rRNA). Gene Ontology annotation, cellular component: nucleus.
CGAACGGAGACUAGUUGUCAACUGUCAAUCGUGUCUAAUCGAUAAAAAAACGUGAAGAGGUUAUAAAAAUGUGAGAAUGUCUAUAAUCUAAAUAUUUUCUAGUAAAGUGAAUAAAAUAAUCCGUGAAAAUGUUGUACGAUGAAUUUAAACCGAUUGUUGAUCUCGUAUUGAACAACUGGACUGCGUUGCAGCUUGCCGUCGAACAUGGAAUGGGAGCUCCUGGAGGCGAAAAGACUGCACAGUUAAUGUCAGUGUACAUAGCAAGGUACUGUGUUGAGAACGUUGUGGACCGGGAUGAGCUUACUGAAGUAAUUGAGGAUCUCAUGGAUGAGGAGUUUGAGACUGUCUGUCAUGAUGACUCGCCUAAAGAAAUAGCAGUAUUACUCCUCCAGUUUCUAAAUCUAUUGCGGGAAGGGCGACAUGACGAGUGCCGAGCUAGACUUGACGCCAUGCCUAAAUGUCAAAUAUGGCUGAGCCAGCCUAUACACGAAUCUGUUCCCCCACAAUGCCACGGCAACCCAGACGAUGACUCGACAUCCAGUAGUGGGGAAGACGAAGGAGACACUCCCUAUGUCAACGGUACUUCCAAUCCCCCAGCCACAUCAUCAAAUACUUCAAAUGCAGCACCAGAACCUAUGGACGAAGAUGUUGACCCUGGUUGGACAGUGGUGCGUUCAAGAAGAAAGCAUUGAACAAUAAUAUGUGCCUGGUUUCUAUAAACGAGAAAAUUAUUUGUGUUACAGGUGGUAGUUUUUAGACAUAAAUCAUACAAUAAAGGUCAAAAAACUGCCAUCUAUAAGCAAUUUCACUGUUUCUUGUUUAAAGGGACUGCUAUUAGUUGAUAAAUUUGUUUGGUUUGAGCUGCUCAGUUUCCGAAAAAACAUAUCUAAUAGUUGGUCGAUGAUUUUACUGUAUAAAAAUGUAUACUAUAGAAUUUCUACCAUUGUGUAUUUGAAUGUUUCUUGUUGAUCUGUACUAAAUUAUAGACUCUAAAAUAGUGUACCUAUUUCUAUCAUUAUUCUCACUUAUCAAAUUUAGAUGACAAUACUAUAGAAUAGGUUUAGGGACUCAAUAAAAAACAUUGUCGAAAUUAACUAUUAUAUACUAAUAAACUUCAAUGUGUCAUGAGCAGCUCAAAUAAGAAAAAAUUGUGUGAGAUGUGAUUAUAACGUUUUAAGGGUUGAUUCGAUACAAGGGAUGCGAGUUAUUUACUGAAAUAAUUGUUACAUUACAGCACACGUGUUAACAGUAGCAAAUGUAGUAUUAUAAUGAAAAAUACUAGGACUGUUACUUGCUUCUAAUUUUUCGUGAAUAUCAAUACAUUGGUUUGAGUACUGUUAUAAGUACUAAUAUCGAUAUUUUUUGUUAGUAUCGUCCCAACCUAAUGCUACGGUCACACGCGCGGCAUGCAGCCCGUCCCGGGCCGGCGGACAUUCAAGCAGUUCACACGCCCGCCGAUGUAUCAGACAGUUCAAGAAUGGCGAGCAGCGAGGAUCUCGGUGUUGUAGCUGCCAUAUCCUUUGCCUUAACUUAUUUUUAUUGGAAAAAGAAACAAAAUGAUGAACGACGUUGACCAUUCCGCCAUGUUGUAAUCUCAGAUCGUAGCGACUUUCUUAGCAACGUUGAAUGAAGAUCCAUUCAACGCGAAAGUGCAGGAGAGACUGACUGCGCGAGUGUAAACAGUCGCCGGGCGCUCAUUCAUCCUUUGAACUUUGCCAAAAAACCGACACUUGCCCGAUUCGCAGCAUUCACGUUCACAGGCGCGUUCACGGGCUCGGGCGUACCGUUUACAUGGUCGUGAACGUGAAUGUGCUCGUUGAAUGUAGAGUUGAACGCGCGCUUGUGAACGUAGCACUAGAUGUAGGGCCCUGAUAUUUGAAUGUAUCAUAAAUCUUGUAUCUAUGCUAGUUACAAAAAUCCCAUUCCCCAUAUACUGUUUCCCUGAACUUUUCUUCCACAAUCUUAGGUACUUACCUACUAAAUUAUGGUGUAAGAUUUUCUUGCAAUAUUUUAGUGGCAAUUAGCUGGCCUAAUUAUGUACUUCCUUCGUUUAUAAUGUUACUAUCGUAAUAAAAUAGUUGAAUGUUUACAUCAAUUUAUAAAUAAAAUUGUGUAGUUCUCCGGCACAAAAUAGGCGGUGAUAUACGAUAUUUAUCAAUUACAUUACGGUGUAUCACGGGACAUCCAUCUUUGAGAAACACUCCUUUAAUAGCCGCUAUUCCGACGAGUUAGUACUCCAUUUACUGUGUACUCUAUGACAUUUAACUGUAAAGUAGAAAUUAAUAAUUCUACACCAUAUACAUAGUGAGAAUUUUAGGAUGUAUGUACGAAUGUACGUUGUAACGACACUGUAUUUAUAUUUUUGUCUAAUAAAUAUGUAUAUAAAUGUUGAA